GACUUGAGUGCGAGCGUACAGUGUUCAAGCUCUGGCCUUUGCUCUCUCUCUCUCUCUCUCUCUCUCUCUCUCUCUCUCGCUCUCAGUCUUUCUUUAUUUCUUUCAAAUUUUACUCAUUUCAGGCAUUUCUUUAAGUUUCUUUGCUUUAGCUUUUGGUUGCAGUUAAGAUCUACCAAAUACAGCACUACAUUUCAUCUUUUCCCACUACUGCUGUCUGUGUCUGCCAUUUAAAAGCCAAAAAGAAAAUCACAAAUUUGAAAGAAACCCAGUUUUGUUAUCUCUGUUUCCCGUCCUUCUUCGUCCUCUUCUUUCUUGUAGUCCAAAACUUUUGACCCAUAGAUCCGCCAUGCUCAACCUGCGGCCUCGCCGCGAUUCCACUCCGUACACGACCAAAUGGCAAAACAAGUUUGAGGAGAAUUUGGAGCAAUGGCCACAUCUGAAGGAGCUGGUACAGUGCUACACAACAGACUGGGUGAAGGAUGAGAACAAGUAUGGUCACUACGAGAGUGUUGGACCGCCUUCAUUUCAGAACCAGAUUUAUGAGGGUCCUGACACUGAUAUUGAGACUGAAAUGCACCUUUCAAGUGCAAGGCGAACCAAGGUGGAUGAUACUACUGAUGAUGAUGUCCCAAGUACCUCGGGACGACAAUUUAUGGACGCUACUGUAUCCGAUUCAGUGCACUCCAAUGAUCCAAAGCAUUUUGGUCAAUCUCCCCUCCCUGCCUACGAACCAGCUUUUGAUUGGGAAAAUGAAAGGUCAAUGAUAUUUGGCCAAAGGGUUCCUGAAACACCAAUAUCUCAUGGAUUGAAGAUCUCAGUGAAAGUUCUGUCCCUAUCUUUUCAAGCGGGAUUAGCAGAACCAUUUUAUGGAACAAUUUGCUUAUACAAUAGGGAGAGAAGAGAAAAACUGUCAGAGGACUUCUAUUUUCGUCAUGCACCAACCGAAAAGAAGGAUAUUUCUUUUGAACCUCGUGGAAUCUUCUAUUUGGAUGCUCCAUCAUCUUCUGUUUGUCUGCUAAUCCAGUUAGAGAAGCAUGCCACAGAAGAAGGCGGGGUUACACCUUCAGUUUAUUCUCGUAAAGAACCAGUACACUUGACCGAGAAAGAAAAGCAAAAACUGCAGGUGUGGUCUCAAAUAAUGCCUUACAGAGAGUCCUUCGCCUGGGCUGUUGUUUCAUUAUUUGAUAACAGCAUUGGUGCAGCUUCUGGUGGGUCUGCUUCACCAAGCAGUCCUCUUGCUGCUAGUAUAUCUGGUUCAAGUUCUCAUGAGGGUGUGUUUGAGCCUAGUGCAAAGGUUACAUUAGAUGGGAAGCUAGGUUAUUCAAGUCGAAGCUCUGUUGUUGUUGAAAUAUCAAAUUUAAAUAAAGUCAAAGAAUGCUAUACUGAGGACUCACUUCAGGAUCCCAAACGCAAGAUCCACAAACCUGUGAAAGGUGUUUUGAGACUUGAAAUCGAGAAGCACCAGAAUGACCAUGUUGACAUGGAAAAUAUAUCAGAAAGUGGUAGUAUGACCAAUGAUUCUAUUGAUGAUCGCAUUACUGAUUCCACAUUUGGGAAGCUCCCAAGUAAUGGUUUGGAUGGUCCUCAGGGUAGCAGCUCUAAGUGGAAUUCUUUCGAUGCCAAAGAAAUAUCUGGAAAUGGAUCAAAUACUCAUGGAAAUUCAGUUCCCAGUUCUGAUGAUUUUCAAGCUUUCGACUUCCGUACUACAACAAGAAAUGAGCCUUUCUUGCAGCUUUUUCAUUGUCUGUAUGUGUAUCCUAUGACUGUUAGUUUAAGUCGGAAGAGGAAUUUGUUCAUAAGAGUUGAACUUCGGGAGGAUGAUAAUGAUAUUCGUAGGCAGCCUUUAGAGGCAAUGUAUCCACGGGAGCCAAGUGCAUCACUUCAGAAGUGGGCUCACACACAAUUGACUGUUGGGGCAAGGGUGGCCUGCUACCAUGAUGAAAUAAAACUCUCUCUCCCUGCCACCUGGACACCAACACAUCAUCUUUUAUUUACUUUUUUUCAUGUUGAUCUUCAAACAAAAUUAGAAGCUCCAAAGCCGAUAGUAAUUGGAUACGCGGCACUUCCAUUAUCCACACAUGCUCAGUUGCGCUCUGAAAUUUCUUUGCCAAUUAUGAGGGAGCUGGUUCCACAUUAUCUCCAGGAUAUGGGCAGAGAGAGGUUGGAUUAUUUGGAAGAUGGAAAGAAUAUAUUUCGAUUGCGCUUAAGGCUUUGUUCGUCGUUAUAUCCUAUCAAUGAGCGCAUAAGAGAUUUUUUCCUUGAAUACGAUAGGCACACUCUUCGAACAAGCGCACCUUGGGGUUCUGAACUUCUGGAGGCUAUUAACAGUUUGAAGAAUGUUGAUUCCAUUGCUUUGCUUCAGUUUCUUCAUCCAAUUUUGAAUAUGCUUCUCCAUCUAAUAGGCAAUGGCGGAGAAACCCUCCAGGUUGCUGCAUUCAGAGCCAUGGUUAAUAUCGUGACCCGGGUACAGCAGGAGUCAGUUGAUGAUGCUGAAAGAAAUCACUUCCUAGUUAACUAUGUUGAUUAUGUGUUUGAUGACUUUGGAGGUCGUCAACCACCAGUUUAUCCUGGCCUGUCAACUGUUUGGGGAAGCUUGGCUCGUAGUAAGGCUAAAGGAUACCGUGUUGGACCUGUGUAUGAUGACGUUUUGGCAAUGGCUUGGUUUUUCCUUGAGCUAAUUGUCAAGUCAAUGGCAUUGGAGAAGAUGCGUCUUUUCUAUCAUAAUCUUCCAUUAGGUGAAGAGAUUCCGCCUAUGCAAUUGAAAGAAGGUGUAUUCAGAUGCAUAAUGCAGUUGUAUGAUUGCCUACUAACAGAAGUGCAUGAACGUUGUAAGAAAGGAUUAAGCUUGGCAAAGCGUUUAAACAGCAGUUUGGCUUUCUUUUGUUAUGAUCUCUUGUCCAUCAUCGAACCUCGCCAAGUUUUUGAAUUGGUGUCCUUGUACUUGGACAAGUUUUCUGGGGUAUGUCAAUUGGUUCUGCAUGAUUGCAAGCUCACAUUUUUGCAAAUUAUAUGUGAUCAUGACCUUUUUGUGGAAAUGCCUGGGAGAGACCCUUCUGAUAGGAACUACCUUUCGUCUGUUCUAAUACAAGAGCUAUUUCUUACUUGGGAUCAUGAUGAUUUAUCUCUGCGGGCAAAGGCGGCUAGAAUUUUAGUAGUCCUUUUGUGCAAGCAUGAGUUUGAUGCUCGAUACCAAAAGCCUGAAGAUAAACUUUAUAUUGCGCAGCUAUAUUUUCCACUUAUCGGACAGAUUCUAGAUGAAAUGCCUGUGUUUUACAACCUCAAUGCUGUUGAAAAGCGUGAAGUUUUAGUUGCUAUUUUGCAAAUUGUCCGGAACCUUGAUGAUGCAUCACUUGUCAAGGCGUGGCAGCAAAGCAUUGCUAGAACUAGAUUAUUUUUCAAACUCAUGGAGGAAUGCCUUGUUCUAUUUGAGCACAGAAAACCUGCUGAUGGCAUGCUUAUGGGAUCUAGUUCUCGCAGUCCUGUUGGUGAUGGCCCUGCUUCCCCCAAGUAUUCUGACAGACUCUCUCCUGCGAUCAACAACUAUCUGUCUGAGGCAUCUAGACAAGAAGUCAGACCUCAGGGUACACCUGAAAAUGGGUAUUCAUGGCAGAGAGUAAAUUCUCAGUUGAGUUCCCCUAGCCAGCCAUAUUCCUUAAGAGAAGCUCUGGCUCAGGCACAAUCCUCUAGAAUUGGAGCUUCUGCUCAAGCACUAAGAGAAUCUUUGCAUCCAAUAUUGAGACAAAAAUUGGAGCUCUGGGAAGAAAACUUGAGUGCUUCUGUCAGUCUUCAGGUUUUGGAAAUAACUGAGAAGUUUUCCACAAUGGCAGCAUCCCAUAGCAUUGCCACUGACUAUGGAAAAUUUGAUUGCGUCACAGCUAUAUUCAUGAGCUUCUUCUCUCGAAAUCAACCAUUGUCUUUCUGGAGAUCACUGCUUCCUGUCUUCAACAGUGUCUUCAAUCUUCAUGGUGCAAAUUUGAUGGCAAGGGAAAAUGACCGUUUUUUAAAGCAAGUCACUUUCCAUCUUCUUCGACUUGCUGUGUUUCGAAAUGAUAAUAUCAGAAAAAGGGCUGUUAUGGGGCUCCAGAUGCUUAUAAGGAGUUCUUUCUACUACUUUAUGCAGACAGCAAGGUUGAGGGUCAUGCUGAUCAUCACAUUGUCAGAGUUGAUGUCUGAUGUACAAGUGACUCAGAUGAAGUCUGAUGGAACACUAGAAGAGAGUGGUGAAGCAAGGCGUCUUCGGCAAUCACUGGAGGAAGUGGCAGAUGCCUCUAAGAGCCCCAGUCUUUUGAGAGUGUGUGGACUUCCUGAGAGUGCUCUGUUAGACAUUCCAGAAAGAAUGACAGAAAAUAGAUGGUCCUGGUCAGAAGUGAAGUAUCUCUCCGAAAGUCUUCUUCUUGCUCUUGAUGCCAGCUUGGAACAUGCACUCCUGGGCUCUUUGAUGACUAUGGACAGAUAUGCAGCUGCAGAAAGCUUCUAUAGACUGGCUAUGGCAUUUGCCCCUGUCCCAGAUCUUCACAUAAUGUGGUUACUGCAUUUAUGUGAUGCACAUCAAGAAAUGCAGUCUUGGGCAGAAGCUGCUCAGUGUGCUGUUGCUGUGGCUGGUAUUGUAAUGCAGGCCCUUGUGGCGAGAAAUGAUGGUGUUUGGAGCAAAGAUCACAUAACUGCUCUACGUAAAAUUUGUCCAAUGGUCAGCAAUGAGAUCAGCUCUGAGACUUCUGCAGCUGAGGUAGAAGGAUAUGGUGCAUCAAAACUUACUGUUGACUCUGCUGUGAAGUACCUACAGCUCGCAAAUAAGCUAUUUUCUCAAGCUGAACUCUUUCAUUUCUGUGCAAGCAUUCUGGAACUUGUUAUCCCAGUUUACAAAAGCAGGAGGGCAUAUGGACAGCUGAGUAAAUGUCACACGAUGCUUACUAAUAUCUAUGAAUCAAUACUUGAGCAGGAAUCAAGUCCAAUUCCGUUCACUGAUGCAACAUACUACAGGGUUGGGUUUUACAGUGACCGAUUUGGAAAGUUAGAUAGAAAGGAAUAUGUAUACAGGGAGGCCCGUGAUGUAAGGCUAGGUGACAUAAUGGAGAAACUUAGUCAUAUAUACGAGUCUAGGAUGGAUGGCAAUCACACGUUACACAUUAUUCCGGAUUCCAGGCAGGUAAAGGCAGAUGAAUUGCAGCCUGGUGUCUGCUACCUGCAGAUAACUGCUGUUGAUCCAGUCAUGGAAGAUGAAGAUUUGGGAAGCAGAAGGGAGAGAAUCUUUUCUCUUUCCACUGGUAGUGUUCGUGCACGAGUCUUUGAUCGUUUCUUGUUUGAUACCCCAUUUACGAAAAAUGGAAAGACUCAAGGUGGAUUGGAAGACCAGUGGAAGAGGCGAACUGUUCUUCAGACUGAAGGUUCAUUCCCAGCUCUUGUGAAUAGGCUUUUAGUUACAAAAUCGGAAUCGCUUGAGUUUUCCCCAGUAGAAAAUGCCAUUGGGAUGAUUGAAACUCGGACAGCUGCCUUACGAAAUGAACUUGAAGAGCCUCGCAGUUCCGAAGGGGAUCAACUCCCACGUCUCCAGAGCCUACAGAGAAUUCUUCAAGGCAGUGUUGCAGUUCAGGUUAACAGCGGGGUACUGAGUGUGUGCACUGCAUUCCUGUCUGGUGAGCCUGCAACAAGGUUGCGGUCGCAGGAACUGCAGCAACUCAUUGCCGCGCUCCUUGAAUUUAUGGCAGUAUGCAAGCGUGCCAUUCGUGUCCACUUCAGAUUGAUUGGUGAGGAAGAUCAGGAGUUCCACACACAGCUUGUGAAUGGAUUUCAAUCUCUAACUGCCGAGUUGUCUCAUUACAUCCCUGCCAUUCUGUCAGAGCUGUGACAUUGUUGUAGAAUUACUCUAGUGUUAUUGUUUUGUUUUGUCUUUUCGUUUUUACAUUUUAGGUUUUUCUCCUUGUGCUGUUGCUGCAAUGUGUCAAUAUCUUUCACGCACAUGGUUUUGUUCAUAUAUCUGGCCUAUGUCUCAGCAGCAAAGCAUGAAUCUCAACAUUGUUUCAUCUGACAGUUUUAAUGAAUGUUUUUUUUAAAAGUU
Molecule: messenger RNA, 6055 nt
Organism: Prunus mume (Japanese apricot)
Lineage: Eukaryota; Viridiplantae; Streptophyta; Magnoliopsida; Rosales; Rosaceae
Gene: SPK1
Product: guanyl-nucleotide exchange factor
Biological process (GO): small GTPase-mediated signal transduction; positive regulation of GTPase activity
Molecular function (GO): guanyl-nucleotide exchange factor activity
Source: RefSeq, a predicted model, not a curated record